This is a messenger RNA of Paramecium tetraurelia, 1878 nucleotides long. RefSeq lists its product as uncharacterized. Gene Ontology annotation, molecular function: oxygen binding; heme binding. The record is from RefSeq and is a predicted model, not a curated record. The transcript has 5 exons. Lineage: Eukaryota; Ciliophora; Oligohymenophorea; Peniculida; Parameciidae.
AUGAUUAGAGGAGACUCCAUUGAGUUCAAGCAUCUUGCAAAUAGCUAGGUAGUAAUUUGCAAAUCUAGCAAAGAAAUUUAAGAUGGAUAAGCCUCAAGAAGAGAUCAUUUAUUCUAAAAAUUACCCUCCUUAGAUUGCACUUAACCUAAUAAAAUUUGGUAAGUAAAAAAAGGAGGAUCUACAAAAUGUAUUCUCGACUCUGAAAGAUUGUCAACUGCACAAAAACCACUUACUCCCUAAUAAUUAUAGAAACAAAAAAGUUAAGUAAUCCAAAUUGAAGAGAACAACCAAUUUGAUCUUGGUUCAAGUCUUCAUUUCUAAAGAUUAUUUACUGUAAAGAAUAAAGUUAAAUCGUCUAAUGGAUGUGUUAAGACAUCAAGAGAUGAAAACACAAGCAUUGUCAACAGUAAUAUGGUUCUCAAAAAAUCUUACUAUCAUCAUACUUAAUUAUCAUAAACACAAUCUUCCAUCCAAUUUUAGUAGUGUCCAUUUUAAUCAGGAAAAUCAUUUAAAGAUAUUCUAUCUUAAUUUAAAGAUAAAAAACCUAAAAUUGGAACUACAAGACAUAGUGAAUUCGAGAAAAUGGAAGGACUGGAUGACUAUGCAAAGGAAUUUGGAUAAAUCUUGGCUUAGGAUUAAUUAGUUGGACAGGUGAUUGGAGAUGCUCAUGUGAUGAAAGGAGUUGUUAAAGCAUUAAUAGAUUUAAGCAAUGGAAACAAAUUGCCAUAUCAUUUUGAAAGUCUUAAACAAUUGCAUUUGAAUCUCAACAUAACUGAUGAGAUGUUCAAUCGAUUUAAAUAUCUCUAUAUAAAAAAACUAAUAGAUAUGAAAAUAGGGAUGGAAGUCAUAUUUAAAUGUGCAUAAACAGUUGAGUAUUACAGAGGAGCUAUUAUAUGCAAUUCUCGCUCAGUUCAAAAUGUGAAAGAUAGUAUAAGAACAAUAGCCAAAAAUAUGUAUGCUUAAAUUUUUGAAGAUUUCUCAUUGACUCCAUUGUUCAAAGGAACUAAACAAGAGGAACAAGCGAUCAAAUUUAGUAGAAUCUUUGGGUUCAUCUUAGGAUCUUCAGAAUCUACUAACUAUGUGAUGGACUCAAUGAGAGACUUUCACAAAGCUUUUCGGAUUAACUCUGUUUAAUACUCUGUUUUCAAAUACUACUUAUCAGGUGCUUUAUCUAAACACGCCGAAAAAGAUGUAGUCUGGUAUAUACUUGAAUAAACAGAUGCCUACAAAGCUGCUGUGAUUGAUUAGGAUAGCAUCAAAGAUUUAGUUUAUAAAUAAUUUGGCAUAGAUAACUUUUGUAGUGAAUUCAUUAAGCUAUGUUAAACCGAUCCCUAUAUCAAUAAGAAUUUCAUACAUAAGAUCGGAUAUGAUCAAUUUGUUUAACAUACUAAAUAUUUCCUUACAUUACGCAUCUUAGUUAAUUGCAUUAGUAUAAAAGAGAAGUUGAUAAAUUUGUUGGCAAGACUCAAUCCUUAAAGAGUCAUCUUUUAGGAUUUUGAAGAAGAGUUUGAUCUCAUAUUGCCUUACAUUAUCAAUAAAAAAUUACCUUGUGAUAUUGUGGGAUAAAAGAGACUGUGUGAGUUUGUUCCUUUGAUUUCUGAUGAAUUGCAAUCUAAUGUCGAGAUCAAGAACAUUUUUGAUAGCAAUGAUGCAAAUGUCACAAAAACUCUGCUCAAAAAAUUUGAAUAUUUGCUGUCUGGUAGGAAAUAUUUUAAAAGAUCAGAUAUCUAAGCUAUACAUUCUAGACUUAUGAUUAGUGAGGAGGUAUUUGAAGAAUUUAUUUAUAUUAUCGAAAAAGUUAUCUAAUAAUAUGAUACUUCACUUUUAUGGAUGAUUGAAGCCAUAAAAGAAUGGAAAUAUAUUAUAAUAACUGUCUGA